GCAGCCAUUGCCACAAUGCUGUGCGAGGGCGUAGUUCUGCCACACAGCCUGGGCGUAGGCGGUGGCUUCAUUGCCACCAUUUACACCAAGGAAACAGGCAACAUGGAGGCGCUGAUUGCGCGAGAAACGGCGCCAGCUGCAGCCACUGAAGACAUGUUCGUUGGCCAGGAGAAUAUCGCUGGUGCACUUUCAAGUGGUGUGCCCAGCGAGAUCUAUGGCUACUGGAAACUGCACAAGAAAUACGGCAGGCUGCCCUGGGAGCGACUUUUUGAGCCGACUAUCGAGAUGUGCCGACGUGGAAUUUUAGUCUCGCGCUAUUUGGCUGGUGUUUUGGCCAACCACGAGGAGCAUAUACGCAAUGAGAUCUCUAUGUCGGAGAUCUUUAUCAAUCCAGAAACCAAUAACCCAUACAAGGAGGGCGAGAUUAUGUAUCGACGCACACUAGCUAAUACCCUGGAAAUUGUUGCCAUCGAAGGGCCGGAAGUCAUUUAUGGUGGCGGUCGCAUUGGUCGUAUGCUCACUGAGGAUAUAAGGGCUAUGGGCGGCAUUAUUACCGAACAGGAUCUAAUGGAUUACGAUGUACGCUGGGAGAAGCCUUUACGCGCACGCUUCGACAAUGGCCAUGAGCUAUUUACGUCGCCAUUGCCCAGCAGCGGUGCGGUAUUGACUUUCAUCUUGAACGUCAUGGAACCGAUGUAUGUGAGCAGCAGAGACAAGUAUUGGCAUCGGUUAAUUGAGACGUUUAAGCAUGCUUAUGGUCAUCGUACGAAUUUGGGUGACAUACACUUUGAGCCCUCGGUGCGGGAGAUCUAUGAAGACCUAAUCGAUCCGAAAUUUGCGGCCGAGAUUCGCAAGCUCAUCUUGGACGAUCGAACGUUCGAAGAUAUGUCCUACUAUGGGGCCAACUUCAGCAAUGUGGAAGAUCAUGGCACUGCGCACAUCUCGGUGCUGGCACCCAAUGGCGAUGCCAUCUCGGUGACCAGCACGAUCAAUGGGCACUUGGGUGCAAAGGUACGGUCCCGACAAACGGGCAUCAUACUAAACGAUGAGAUGGAUGACUUCUCGACGCCGGGCUACGUGAAUGCAUUCAAUAUACCCGCCAGUCCGGCCAAUUACAUAAAGCCCGGCAAACGUCCAAUGUCCUCCACUUGCCCCAGCAUCGUACUCGACGAUGCCGGCAAUGUGGCUCUGGUGGUGGGCGGUGCCGGUGGCUCAAAAAUAACCACCUCAGUGGCACAAGCGAUACUCCACUAUUUUGUGCUGCGCGAACCUCUCCAGGAGGCGGUCAAUGGUGGCCGAUUGCAUCACCAGUUAGCGCCCAUGGUGAUCGACUCGGAGCCGGAGGUGCCCAAUCAUACUAUCAAUUAUUUGCUCAAUCUCGGUCACAAAGUCCACUUUCUCGCCAAGAAUAAAGCCUAUUCCGCUUUGACGGCCAUCGGAUAUAUGGAUGCGGAGCCAGAACCCGUGUGCGAUCACCGACGCAUUGGCAGUGCCGUUGUCGUUGAGCUCUCCAAUGCUAACUGAACCGAGAUCUCAACAUAAAGCAGACACACACACAUACACACACACACAUAUACACACCCAUAUACACACUCAUAUAC
Drosophila hydei is the source of this 1601-nucleotide messenger RNA. RefSeq names its product scoloptoxin SSD14. Gene Ontology annotation, cellular component: plasma membrane. Gene Ontology annotation, biological process: glutathione catabolic process. Gene Ontology annotation, molecular function: glutathione gamma-glutamate hydrolase. NCBI's taxonomy places the organism in Eukaryota, Metazoa, Arthropoda, Insecta, Diptera, Drosophilidae. The transcript is spliced from 2 exons. The record is from RefSeq and is a predicted model, not a curated record. The coding region runs from base 16 to 1524 and encodes 502 amino acids.